Messenger RNA from Scleropages formosus (Asian bonytongue), 5546 nucleotides. Its product is annotated as ankyrin repeat and IBR domain-containing protein 1-like. The transcript has 22 exons. Bases 345 to 3641 code for a protein of 1098 amino acids. NCBI's taxonomy places the organism in Eukaryota, Metazoa, Chordata, Actinopteri, Osteoglossiformes, Osteoglossidae. Gene Ontology annotation, biological process: protein ubiquitination. Gene Ontology annotation, molecular function: ubiquitin-protein transferase activity; protein binding; zinc ion binding. The record is from RefSeq and is a predicted model, not a curated record.
GUGAUGCAGCAGUUCUAGUGUUGAACGUCUCGUUUAGAAAACAGAGAGAGCGUGAGAGUGGAGCCCGGAGGUCCGUGGCUGGGGACGACGGUCGAGCGAUGUGGAAAUAAGCCAGCGGCGGCGCUUUUUAGUGCCCACGAAGGUUUCGUCCGAUUCCGCACGCACGGGAUAAUCGAAAAAACAGCUUGCAUAUGGAGUGCAGCGAACCAACCCAUCGCAGAGUGACUUUUCAGCUUGACAGAAUUAUUUCACCUGUAGCUGAGUACAUGAGCGCCUGGCAUGCUGUUUACGUGCGCACUUGGGGCCUGAGGGGCUGAGGACGGUGGUGGAGCGCGCACCCAGCCAUGGGGAACACGGCCACCAAGUUCCGCAAGGCGCUUAUCAAUGGGGACGAGAGCCUGGCUUGCCAGCUGUACGAGAGCAACCCACAGUUCAAGGAGUCCCUAGACCCCAACGCCUCCUACGGGGAGCCGUACCAGCACAACACACCGCUGCAUUACGCCUCCAAGCACGCCAUGACGAGGCUGCUCAGGUCUUUCCUGUUCUGCAAGGAUGGAAACCCCAACAAGCGCAACGUGCACAACGAGACGGCCCUACACCUGCUUUGCAUGGGCCCGCAGAUCAUGCUUCCCGAGGGUGCGUUGCACCCACGCCUGGCCCGGCCACAUGAGGAUGAGCAGCGGCGCGCCGACUGCCUGCAACUGAUCCUCAAGUGGACCGGUGCCAAGCUGGACCAGGGCGAGUAUGAGCGCGCCAACGUGAAUGCCACCGAUGCCAAGAAGAGCACGUGCCUGCACUACGCAGCAGCCUCAGGGAUGAAGACCUGUGUGGAGUACCUGGUGAAGAGCAAUGCAGACCUCUUUGCGGAGAACGAGAGCAAAGAGACUCCAUGUGACUGCGCGGAGAAACAACACCACAGGGAUCUCGCCCUCAGCCUGGAGGCUCAGAUGGUCUUCUCCAAGGACCCCGAGGCCGAGGACAUCGAGGCAGAGUACGCGGCCCUGGACCGCAAGGAGGCGUACGAGGGCCUCAAGCUGCAAGACCUGCGUCGCCUGAAAGAUAUGCUGAUCGUAGAGACGGCAGACAUGCUCCAGGCCCCUCUCUUCACGGCCGAAGCCCUGCUUAGGGCUCACGACUGGGACAGGGAGAAGCUGUUGGAGGCUUGGAUGUCCAAUGCCGAGGACUGUUGCCAGCGUUCAGGGGUCCACAUGCCCACCCCACCACCCAGCGGCUGCAAUGCCUGGGACACUCUGCCUUCCCCACGAACUCCCCGCACCACCCGCUCCUCUGCCACCUCGCCUGACGAGAUCAGCCUGGGGGAUGAAGGCAUGCCCCUGUGUGGCAUCUGCAUGUGCACAAUUUCAGUAUUCGAGGACCCUGUGGACAUGCCAUGUGGACAUGAAUUCUGCAGAGCAUGCUGGGAAGGGUUCUUGAAUAUGAAGAUCCAGGAAGGGGAGGCGCACAACAUCUUCUGUCCAGCCCAUGACUGUUUCCAAUUGGUGCCUGUGGAGGUCAUCGAGAGCGUUGUUUCCCGUGAGAUGGAUAAGCGCUAUCUACAGUUCGACAUAAAGGCCUUCGUGGAGAACAACCCGGCGAUCAAAUGGUGUCCCACCCCAGGGUGUGAACGGGCUGUGCGCCUCAACAGAGUGGGUCCGGGGACCGCAGCAUCGGAUCCGCUCAGCUUCCCGUUACUCCGUGCUCCUGCUGUGGACUGUGGGAAAAGCCACCUCUUCUGCUGGGAAUGUCUCGGAGAGGCCCAUGAGCCCUGCGAAUGCCAAACCUGGAACAUGUGGCUUCAGAAAGUGUCUGAGAUGAAGCCAGAAGAAUUGGCUGGCGUGAGCGAGGCCUACGAGGACGCUGCCAACUGCUUGUGGUUGCUCACCAACUCCAAGCCUUGUGCCAACUGCAAGUCGCCAAUUCAGAAGAAUGAGGGCUGCAACCACAUGCAGUGUGCUAAGUGCAAGUAUGACUUCUGCUGGAUCUGUCUGGAGGAGUGGAAGAAGCACAGCUCGUCCACAGGGGGCUACUAUCGCUGCACGCGCUACGAGGUCAUCCAGCAGGUGGAGGAGCAGUCGAAGGAGAUGACUGUGGAGGCUGAGAAGAAGCACAAGAGCUUCCAGGAGCUUGACCGCUUCAUGCACUACUACACACGUUACAAAAACCACGAACACAGCUACCAGCUGGAACAGCGUCUCCUGAAAACAGCCAAAGAAAAGAUGGAACAGCUGAGUAGAGCCUUCAGUGGACGUGAGGGCACACCCCCUGACACUACGUUCAUCGAAGACGCCGUGCACGAGCUCCUCAAGACCCGGCGCAUCCUCAAGUGCUCUUACCCUUACGGCUUCUUUCUGGAACCCAAAAGCACAAAGAAAGAAAUAUUUGAACUUAUGCAGACUGAUCUAGAGAUGGUGACGGAAGACCUCGCUCAGAAAGUCAACCGGCCUUACCUCCGCACCCCCCGCCAUAAGAUCAUCCGUGACACCUGCCUGGUCCAGCAGAAGAGGCAGGAGUUCCUGGCUUCUGUGGCCCGAGGUGUGGCACCCAAUGAUUCCCCAGAGGCCCCACGUCGCAGUUUUGCUGGUGGAACAUGGGACUGGGAGUACUUAGGUUUUGCCUCCCCAGAGAUCCUGGCGAAUCAAUCAGUUCUUGGAGGGAAUGAUCAAACAGAGAGCUAUCAAAGCUCAGGAGGGCAGCAGCAGGAGUAUGCUGAGUUCCAGCACCGGCGGCGCCACAGGCAGAGGCGGCGCGGAGACAUACACAGCCUGCGCAGCAGUACCCCAGAACCCGAUGACCCUGGCGAGAGCAUUCUGGACGCCCAGGAUGGAGGCAGCAGUCGGAGACAUGGUCCCACCAUGGGCCUUCGCUCUCUUGAUGAGGACGACCCCAAUAUUCUGCUGGCCAUCCAGCUGUCUCUGCAGGAAUCUGGCCUAGCCAUGGGUGGAGACACCCAGGAGUUUCUCAAUAACGAGGCCUCCUUGGGGGCAAUUGGCACCUCUCUGCCAUCCAGGCUGGAGCCUGCCCCCCACAGCAUUGAGGUGCCCCGGGCUGCCAUGAGCAGCUCUGAGUUGCUGGAGUUGGGGGACAGCCUCAUGAGGCUGGGCAACGCAAGCACUCAGUAUACCCCUGAGCACUUUAGCAACCUGCAGUCCUUUGGGGAACCUCCGGGGGGCUUGUUUUCAUCAUCCAGUGACACAGACUCGGCUUGCCAUGACCCCUCUGCCAACGCCAAUUUGCUGGGCAACAUCAUGGCAUGGUUCCAUGACAUGAAUCCCCAGAGCAUUGCACUGAUCCCCUCUGCCUCCUCAGAGCCUGAUUUGGAUGUCCAGGGUUCUAAUGUGGGACCCAAAGAAAGUCUGGAACCCCAAACGGAGCUCCGAGAAGAGGGGGAAGAGGAUCUGAGGAAAAUGGUGCAGAGCCCUCCAUGUCCCACCGGGGAGGACACAGAACCGAUAAGGCCCACCCAGUUGGAGUUGGAGGGCGUGGUUGCCGUGGCUGGGCCAGACACGGAGCCGGACGGAGGCGAGACUUACUGUAGCGGUGAUUUCAGUCACACCAAUGUCCCUGAAUGUGACUCUGAUCCCAACCACCAACAAUGCAGCAGCGCCUCCCCUGACUGGGAGGAACAAGUGCACCUGGUGUGAGAACUGACAGAGCCCAACCAGUCUAGGAAGCAGAUGAGUAUCUUUGGCAGCAGUUGCAGAGUAAGAGGAAUGUUGUUUAUGGUAGCGCAACGGAGGAGUUCCUUUGUGAAGGAGACAGAGAAAUUGUUUUGAAAUAAAGAUACCUAAGGUUAGUGGAUGUUGUAGACAGUUAAAAUCUGAAAGAUCCUUGUAAUCCAUUGCAGUAGAAUUUGUAACUGGCACAUUCUUAAACAUGCUGGUUUGGAAAGGACAAAGGAAAAAAUUAUCUGAUGAUUAAGUUAGUUCAUUUUUUGGAAGUGUUGCUUUUUGCAAAUAUGUGAAAGGUUAGAACGUGAGUUCACCGUCAUCCAAGUGCAUUUCUUUCCCUUUUUGACAACUGCUCUGACAGCACCUGCUUUUUCCUUAUGGCUUUUGACAUCAUAGCGAGUUUACGGUGGCCAGCUUUGGGGUGGAGUGGAGCCCGCCAGCGAUAGAAGGGCCGGCAGCUGUGGUGUUCCAACCAAGGUUGGCGCCGGAGCAGUAGUCUCAUUCCGUUGAUUCCUACCUGCCUAAUUUUGUAUGAAAAGGUGCCAAAUUGUAUGUAGUGUGAGCGUUUCUGUACGCUACCCGACAAGCACCAUGCGAAUAACAUGCAAAUCGUGCCUGCAUUGCUGAGAACCAAUCACAUUUAUUCCCCCCCUUCCCUUCAUUAACCAUUACUAGAUGAUGAAUAUUCACCUGUGAUGUAGAGAAUGUGAAUAUAGGCAAGCUGUUAUGACAGAUCUUUUAAAUUACUACAAUCAAAGUAGGAAUGGAGAUGAGCAAGACGUAUUACAAAUGCAAUCAAAUAUUUAUAAUUUAUUUUCCAUAACCUAAGCACUGUAAAAAAAAAAAAAAAAAAAAAAAAAAAAAAAGCCUCUUACUAUUUGAAAAUGUAAAAUUCAUCUGGAAUAUGAAUUUGCCGCUCAGGAAGGGGCUGUACCUUGAAGCGGUUCUACAAAAUUCAUCACCGUGCCUUUAUGUGAACUUUUUUUAUUAUUUAAUUGCUGCAUCUCAUGAGUACUUACUCAGCUCUUGUUGUGGUAAAUCCUGUUCAUUAACAAAACUAACAAAAAGGGUUCCAAACCUUAACAUAAAUGCAUUUUUAUAUUAAUUUUUAGGCUGUCUUUUGCUUGUUAGAUUAUUUCUAUGACAUUUUUAAAGCAACAUAGCAUAUAGAUUUAAUAUAACUAUAGUGAACCAAUGCAUUGUGGAUCACGUUUGGUUUUGUUACAAUUCAUUUGUACACAUUUAAAAAAAAAAAAAAAAAAAUUCAUCAGUUCCACUUCAUUUGGGUAUGCACAGAAAGAAUGUUACCUGGAGGGUAGUGCUAGAGAUCAGCAAACUGUACCUUGUUCAGCUGUUUAUUUUCAUGUGACAAUAAAUGGCUGCGAUGACACUAAGAAGUAGUGGCAUGGUAUAAAUAUAUGAAUAACACUUUAAAUUAUUUAUUUCAAGCUAAAAUUCCCUGAUGAAAUGUUACCUUCAGGUGUAUUGUUAAAUUAUGAAAACUAAAUAAUUGGAUUUUUGUCUUUUUUAAUGUGGCAAAAUAUAGAGACUCAAGGUUUUUCUCAAGGUUUCACUUUUAAAAUUUGGUCUUUUUCAAAACAGGUUUGUGGCUGUACUAAAUUUACCGUCAUCUGUUACAUAGAACAGCAACAAAAAAAAGUGUCUUUCGGAAGUGAAGCUGUGUUAAGAGUACUGUGAUGGAGUCUGUGAACAUUGUAGGACCUUCUGUUUUGUACAUCAAUAUUUAAGUUGUGGAGUUCAACCAUUGUCGACUUCUGUGAAAACAGUAUGCUGUGCAUGAGAAGGAUCAUACAAAAAUAGCAUUUCCUUGAUACUUAAUUUGACCAGUCAAGGGAAGUUAAUAAUAAAAAAAAAAAA